Molecule: messenger RNA, 1330 nt
Organism: Lathyrus oleraceus (garden pea)
Lineage: Eukaryota; Viridiplantae; Streptophyta; Magnoliopsida; Fabales; Fabaceae
Product: transcription factor MYB20
Exons: 3
Coding region: 150-1097 (315 amino acids)
Source: RefSeq, a predicted model, not a curated record
UAUAUAAAUAAGUAGGUGGUAUUGCUCUAUCUUAACUUGUUAUGCUCAUAAUCUUGUGAACUCUCAAGUUUUUUCAUCUUUCUCUCUCAAUAUCAAAAUCUCAUUCCUCCAUUUUAAGGUAUCAUUUCCAACAUUUGGUAAAACCAAAAAUGGGAAGACAACCUUGUUGUGACAAAGUUGGUUUGAAAAAAGGACCAUGGACAACAGAAGAAGAUAAAAAGCUCAUCAAUUUCAUCCUCACUAAUGGCCAAUGUUGCUGGAGAGCUGUCCCUAAGUUAGCAGGGUUGUUAAGGUGUGGAAAAAGUUGCAGACUUAGAUGGACAAAUUACUUAAGGCCUGACCUAAAAAGAGGACUUUUAUCAGAUUAUGAGGAGAAAAUGGUCAUUGAUCUUCAUGCUCAACUUGGCAACAGAUGGUCAAAAAUUGCUUCUCAUCUACCUGGAAGAACUGAUAAUGAGAUUAAGAAUCAUUGGAAUACACAUAUCAAGAAAAAGCUUAAGAAAAUGGGAAUUGAUCCGGUUACACAUAAGAUAUUAUUCACUAAUGAAAUAGAGCAAACUCAAACAAAAUCUGAACAACCUCAACAAGAAUCUUCCUCUAUUGAACAUGACACAAACGUUGUUGACUCCGACAAUGACAAAAACAAAGAGCCACAAAAACCAGAAACUUCAUUUGGCUCAUCAACAAUAACUGAAGAACAUGACCAAAUUAUGACACCACUUUUUGACUCAUUGGAACUAAUGGAUGAGUUCUUAACAGAAGAAAUUCCAAGCCUAGUUCCAUGUGUUCCUUCAUCUUCUUCAACUACAACUAUAACUACAACAUCAUCAUCAUCUUCUUCAAAUUCAUCUAACUUUCUUGAAGACUUGUUACUACCUGAUUUUGAUUGGUCGCAUGAUAAUUAUAAUAUUGAAAAUAGUGAUAAUAGUAAUAAUGAUAUUAAUAUGGAAUUAUGGGAUUAUGACUUUAUUAGAAGUUGGGAUUUUGUGAUUAAUGAUGAUGAUAAUGGUGACAGAAAGCAAGUAUUUGAUGCUCCUCAAAAUCAGUAUCCAAGAGUGGUCAUGGAUUCAGAAUCAUGGGCCUAUGGAUUGUUUUGAUUUUAAUAUAUUUAUUUUUAACAAUGAUCAUAGUAUUUACAUGUAAUGUUCUUGUAGGUUGUUUAAAGAAUAAAGAGUGAAUUAGGAUUCAUAGAAAAUAGAAACUUUUGUGUUUUGUGUUUGGAACAAUUUUAAUAUUUAUCCAUUUUUAUUUUCUAAACUUUACAUAUUAUGAUAAAACUGCAAAAAGAUAAUUAUAUAUAUAAACGUGUCGAUUUGUUGUUUCUCAUUCA